This is a messenger RNA of Nothoprocta perdicaria, 2253 nucleotides long. RefSeq names its product AKT interacting protein (gene AKTIP). NCBI's taxonomy places the organism in Eukaryota, Metazoa, Chordata, Aves, Tinamiformes, Tinamidae. The record is from RefSeq and is a predicted model, not a curated record. The transcript has 13 exons. Bases 602 to 1483 code for a protein of 293 amino acids.
UGCUGCUUCUUUGGAAGUCUAUUUAACGUGAUGGUAAUUCAAAAUGUCCCGUGAAAGAAAGGCUUGUCGGGCCCUAACAAAGGGGUGAAGUUGGGUGAAAUGGAAGAAAAUGGCACUUAUUUUCAAAUUCCAGUGGAGCAGUGUGACAAAGUACCUGAAGAAACCCCUAGCCCAGCUCACACAGAGAGAACCGCGGAUGCGGAGAGCAAUCUCUGGGAAGCUGUGAAGACCUCCGUGGAAUCUGCCCCUGAUGAUGACAGAACUGUGAUGUGAUGCAUUUCUUCUUGUGGACAACCCCUGCAGCUGACCAACUCAACCUCCCAUCCAUUGACCUGUUUGUAGGUGCAUUUAAAAGGUUCCAGAGCAAGACCAUGAUCUAGCAGCAGCACCGUAGGACAAGUCCUCUCAUGGAGAAAACCUCGCAGAAAAGAUUUCUGGAAGCAUCAUCUUCAGAGAGACGUGGCAGGACAAGAUUGGAUGCUGUUAGUAGAAAAUACAUGAGAAAAAAGAGAUAGAGAAGCAAUGAGGGUAUAAGCUGGAGACACCUGAGGAAACUCUGAAGGCACUGAAAAAUUACAGUCCCUUGUUUGGAAUACGCGUAAUGAACCCUUUCUGGAGCAUGUCUACGAGCUCUGUACGCAAGAGACCUGAAGCUGAAGAGAAAACGCUGGCUGGAGAACUAAGAACGAGUCCUCCUCGAGCCUCUGCAAAGAAACAGUUGCCUUCUAUUCCCAAAAAUGCUGUGCCAAUAACCAAGCCUGCGUCCCCUGCCCCUUCCUCCCAGUCGACAAAUGGAACACAUGCUUCGUAUGGACCUUUUUAUUUGGAGUAUUCUCUGCUCGCAGAAUUUACCCUGGUUGUAAAGCAGAAGUUGCCGGGUGUCUAUGUGCAGCCAUCUUACCAGUCAGCAAUAAUGUGGUUUGGAGUAAUCUUCAUAAGGCAUGGGCUGUACCAGGAUGGUGUGUUUAAGUUUACUGUCUAUAUUCCUGAUAAUUAUCCAGAUGGAGACUGCCCGCGCUUGGUUUUUGAUCUGCCUGUCUUCCAUCCGCUAGUAGAUCCUGUGUCUGGUGAACUGGAUGUGAAAAGAGCAUUUGCAAAGUGGAGGCGGAAUCAUAAUCACAUAUGGCAAGUUCUAAUGUAUGCUCGCAGAGUCUUCUACAAGAUUGAUACGACGAGUCCCCUGAAUCCUGAGGCUGCAGUGCUGUAUGAGAAAGAUAUUCAGCUGUUCAAAAAUAAAGUGGUGGACAGUGUCAGACUAUGCAGCAGUCACUUAUUUGAUCAGCCUAAAAUAGAGGAUCCCUAUGCAAUCAUAUUUUCUCCAUGGAAUCCAGCAAUCCACGAUGAAGCUAGAGAGAAGAUGUUGAGUCAAAAGAAGAAGCCAGAAGAUCAGCACUGCAAAAGCUCCCACGUCUCUGGCCUGUCGUGGGUAAAGCCGGGCUCAGUGCAGCCUUUCAGCAAAGAAGAGAAGACGAUGCCCACCUAGCUCCCCGGCCGUGUGCUCGGAGCGCUCGCCCGGGGUGCAGGGAAAGCAACGGAGGGAGAAACAGCCAAGCAGCAGUUUCCUUCUUGACUAUGGAUUAGUAAAAACUGAACGGUAGCAGUGACUCCAGUAAAGCUGCUCGAUGGAUUACUGACUCUUAAUGUUUUACAUAUGCAUUAGGUUUUAAAGGCUUGCCUGGAGUUUGGAAGUAUCUCUGAACACUACAGUACUUCUGCUUGGAGGCUGUCUAGGGUGGGUAAUUCCUCAGGGCUCUGAAUCGCCUGGAGGUUUUGGGUUGGUUUUUAAGCUUUUAUUUUUCCCUCCAGGAGUAGCUUUUUUUUUUGAAUCUUAAAUUGCUGGCAGAAAUAUUAGCAGGAAAUAUGAUGCCAGAGGUAAGCUGUGUUCAUGUAAACUAAUAUAGCAGAGUUAAACACUAUAUUUAAUGGUUUUAAAUACUUUGGUUUCUAUUGUAAAUAUAUUAGGAUUUGAAAUUGUAAAUAGCUGGUUCAAUUGCUCCAUUUAGCACUUUCCAGAGGUAAAGCUGAGGUUGAUACUCAGUGUAUGAUGUAUUAUUGAUUUGUAAAUGGAUAUUGUCACUAAAGCGCACAUUAGUCUGACAAGGUGAGAGCAGCGUCAGCCUUGUUGGACUUGGAUUACAUAAACACUAAAAUGAGAAUUUUUAAUGGUGGUCUCUUGAGCUAAUAAAAUCUUAGAGGGUUUUAGAUUCCCUAGGUGUCUAUGCUGCAGGGUUUACUAGGCUAGCUUGACUAAUG